Messenger RNA from Penicillium pulvis, 1491 nucleotides. RefSeq lists its product as uncharacterized. The record is from RefSeq and is a predicted model, not a curated record. NCBI's taxonomy places the organism in Eukaryota, Fungi, Ascomycota, Eurotiomycetes, Eurotiales, Aspergillaceae. The coding region runs from base 1 to 1491 and encodes 496 amino acids. The transcript has a single exon.
AUGUACGAGCCCAAUACCUCGUUGAGUCUUCACCGGCUGAGCCGACAAAGCCUCCAGAAACGAUACGAAUCAGACGAGGAAGAUGUGUCCGAGUCGGAUGCCGGACCAGACUUGGUCCCCUCGCUAGUAGGUUCGAACCGAGCUGGAACUACCGAUUCAGACCUCAGUGCCGAUGAGAACUCGCACACAGAUCCUGAUUCAGACCGAGAAGAGCACCUACUGGCUCCAUUCCCGGUGGUUAAACGGCCACGACCCGUCUCGAUGGAUACGGUAAAGCGAAGCAGUGAUGCGACCUUUGCGGAAAACACCAGGGUGUUUGACCCCGAAGAGGACAUGGUUCUUGAGAUUCCACUACCAGAGACUCCUCCUGAACUAGAUCCGAAUCUCUAUCUACAGCCGGCCAUCUAUGUCUCGCCAAAUACACCGCCAACCCACAACAGAAGGUCUCGCUCUUCCUCGCCGUCUUCUAUCUUUUCCGUGGAGAAUGCCGAGAUCCAGGUUGCGAGGAAGAUCACCUUGAUGGAGCCACCCACUCGUCCAACCCUGGUCUUCAUUAACUCCUUAGGAUCACGGUCCAAGGGUUCCCGGACACGAGCCAGCCAUUCUCGAACACGGGGCAGUGCUCGAAACAGAGAAUCUCGCAUCUUCGACGGGAAGCUCGAAGGCAAUCUCCAGGUUCCACGUCUGGCAGAUGUCAAACCCAAGUCAUCACCGCGGGAACACUCAACAGACUAUGAGUCCACCCACACAACCCCAGACCUAUCAACUCUGCACGAGGGCUCCCUCACCGUAAGGCGGGGCGCGGGUGCAAGUGCAACCAUAAACAGGGUUUCUGAAAUUCCAGUCCUCCCCUAUUUCCCCCCAUCCCCCCGUGAGCAAGAGCGACCAUCAAGUCUCCGCCUACGCCCACGUACCUCCGGCGCCGAGAAACCAUUCCCCACCACACGAUCCUCCCGUCGACCCACAGAGCCAGGCCUCCGCCCCCCGGCACUGCGCACAAACAGUAACAGCAGCAACAGCAUGCCUUCCUUCUCUCCACGCCCCGCCUCACCAUACGAUGAUCCAAGGACCUACUUCGUUCCAGAUCACUACAGCGAAGGUGCAUCUCUCUCUUCUCGGGCAUGCAGUCCUACCUCAACAUGCUCUUCACCACCACAGCAAUAUAUCCAUACAUCAAAGCGUGGUCCCAUCGCUCCAUUGACACCAAGCAACUCAAACAUCUUCUCGCAACGCUCACCCAUGAUGCGCCGGAUGACCCGGAAACACUCUGCCACCUCAAGCGUCUAUUCUAUCAGCUCAGAGAUGGGUAUGAGUGCCGCUUCCUAUGCGUCAUCCAGCCAGACGGCUGUUAACACGAUUAACUAUGAUUCGAGGCUCGUGCGGAAAUCGAGUCAGAGACGCCAUGCGAGACAUGCUAGUUCUGCGACUGGUGGUAGUUCGCGUGGGUUUAUGGGGUUGAAGCUUGGGAAGAGAGCGUUUAAUAAGGUCUAA